AUGAAGGAGGCCAGUGCAAAUCUGAAAAUAACCUCAUGGAACAACUAUUCUCAAGCUAGUGCAUAUAGGACUGGUCAUGCUAAAUAUGAGAAAAUCCAUAAUGGAGAGAAACAUUUUGAAUACUAUCCACGUGGCAAAGACUUCAGAACAAAUUCCAGUGUUGCUAAACAUAAGAGAAUAUAUACUGAAGAGAAACUUCAUGAGUGUCAUGAAUGUGGUAAAGUUUUCAGUGUACACUUUUCCCUUAUUAAACACCAGACCAUCCACAGUGGAGAAAAAUCUUAUGAAUGUAAAAAGAUUUUCAGAGACAGAUCCACUCUUAAUAAACAUCAGAGAAUUCACAUGGGAGAAAAAUAUUAUGAAUGUAGUGAAUGUAGAAGAACUUUCAGAGACAGAUCCAAUCUCUAUAAACAUCAGAGAAUCCACACUGGAAAGAAACCUUAUGAAUGUAAUGAAUGUGGAAAGGCUUUCACCCAGAGGGGCAAUCUUGCUGUACAUGAGAGGAUCCACACUGGAGAGAAACCUUAUGAAUGUAACCAGUGUGGAAAGGCUUUCACAUGCAGCUCUAGUCUUGCUGUACAUAAAAGAAUCCAUACUGGAGAGAAACCAUAUGAGUGUCUUGAAUGUGGUAAAGUCUUUCGGGAAUCCUCUUUUCUUAAUGUACAUCAGAGAAUCCACACUGAGGAGAAACCUUACAAGUGUAAUCAAUGUGGAAAAGCUUAUAGACGCAGGUACAGUCUUACUCUCCAUCUGGCAAUCCACACUGGAGAGAAACCUUAUGAAUGCGAUCAGUGUGGAAAGGCUUUUAUACGGAGGGCUCAUCUUACUGGACAUCAGAAAAUCCACACUGGAGAGAAACCUUAUGAGUGUCUUGAAUGUGGAAAGACUUUCAGUUGCAGCUCCUAUCUUGCUAUACAUCAGAGAAUCCACACUGGAGAGAAACCUUUUGAAUGUAAUCAGUGUGGAAAGGCUUUCAGAUGUAGCUCCAGUCUUGUUGAACAUCAGAGAAUCCACACUGGAGAGAAACUUUACAAAUGUAAACAAUGUGGAAAGGCUUUCAGGUGUAGCUCCACUCUUGCUGAACAUCAGAGAAUCCACACUGGAGAAAAACCUUAUAAAUGUAAUCAGUGUGGAAAGGCUUUUAGAUGCUUCUCCAGCCUUGCUGUACAUAAUAGAAUCCACACUGGAGAAAAACCUUUCGAAUGUAAUCAAUGUGGAAAGACUUUCAGAUGCCGCUCCAGUCUUGUUGAACAUCAGAAAAUCCACACUGGAGAGAAACUUUAUGAAUGUAAUCAGUGUGGAAAAUCUUUCAAAUGCUGCUCCAGUCCUGCCGCACAUCAGAGAAUCCACACUGGAGAGAAACCUUAUGAAUGUAAACAGUGUGGAAAGGCUUUCACAUACCGCUCCACUCUUCAUAAACAUCAGAGCAUACACAGUGGAGAAAAACCACAAUGA
Messenger RNA from Gracilinanus agilis (Agile Gracile Mouse Opossum), 1455 nucleotides. Its product is annotated as zinc finger protein 501-like. Gene Ontology annotation, biological process: regulation of transcription by RNA polymerase II. The transcript has a single exon. The coding region runs from base 1 to 1455 and encodes 484 amino acids. Gene Ontology annotation, molecular function: DNA-binding transcription factor activity, RNA polymerase II-specific; RNA polymerase II cis-regulatory region sequence-specific DNA binding. The record is from RefSeq and is a predicted model, not a curated record. Lineage: Eukaryota; Metazoa; Chordata; Mammalia; Didelphimorphia; Didelphidae.